Molecule: messenger RNA, 996 nt
Organism: Abrus precatorius (Indian licorice)
Lineage: Eukaryota; Viridiplantae; Streptophyta; Magnoliopsida; Fabales; Fabaceae
Product: peroxidase A2-like
Exons: 4
Coding region: 1-996 (331 amino acids)
Biological process (GO): hydrogen peroxide catabolic process; response to oxidative stress
Molecular function (GO): heme binding; peroxidase activity
Source: RefSeq, a predicted model, not a curated record
AUGCUUUCUACUACUAAUUAUUCCCUACUAGCAACCAUCUUCUUGGUGCUAACCUUUCUUUUACCUUCAAAUGGUCAAUUAAAUGCAACUUUCUAUUCUAGCACAUGCCCCAAUGUGUCAUCCAUCGUGAGGAAUGCUGUUCAGCAAGCUCUACAAUCUGAUUCCCGAAUUGCUGCAAGCCUCACUCGCCUCCACUUUCAUGAUUGCUUUGUCGAUGGGUGUGAUGGGUCCAUUUUGUUAGACCAGAGUGGUAACAUCACACAGAGCGAGAAAAAUGCUGCUCCCAACUUCAGAUCCGUUCGGGGCUUUGAUGUGGUUGAUAACAUCAAGAGCUCCAUCGAAAGUUCAUGUCCUGGAGUGGUAUCUUGUGCUGAUAUUCUUGCCCUUGCAGCAGAAUCUUCUGUGUCCUUGUCAGGAGGGCCUUCAUGGAACGUACUACUGGGAAGAAGGGACAGUCUAACAGCAAACCAAGCGGGUGCCAACACUUCCAUUCCCUCUCCAUUUGAGACCCUCGCCAAUAUCACUUCCAAAUUCUCUGCAGUUGGCUUAGACACAACUGAUCUCGUUGCAUUAUCUGGUGCGCAUACAUUUGGUCGUGCCCAAUGCCAAUUUUUCUCCCAGAGGCUGUUCAAUUUCAGUGGCAGUGGAAGCCCAGACCCAACCCUGAACUCAACCUAUUUGGCCACUCUGCAGCAAAAUUGUCCACAAAAUGGGAAUGGGUCUACAUUGAACAACCUUGACCCAUCAACCCCUGAUGCAUUUGACAACAACUACUUCAGCAAUCUUCUAAUCAACAUGGGUCUUCUCCAAACUGACCAAGAACUCUUAUCCACCAAUGGCUCUUCCACAAUCUCCAUUGUUAACAACUUUGCCAACAACCAAACGGCCUUCUUCCAAGCCUUUGCUCAGUCAAUGAUCAACAUGGGUAACAUUAGCCCUUUAACUGGAACCCAGGGUCAAAUCAGAACCGAUUGUAAGAAAGUCAAUGGAAGUUGA